CUGCUUGAAUCAGUUUUGUCGUCGGUAAAUUGUAUAAAUGGUUCGUUUUUGUUUGACGAUGAUCGACGUUUUCUGCAUGAAGGACAUGUUCAUGGAGUGAACUUGGACGACGUCAUGGAGGCGUUUGGUGCUCUUGGAGAUUCAUCGGAUGCCCGUCAGUAUGCUGAAUUGAUCAUUGAUACAUUGAGCAUGUCCGUCUUUGCGGAUGACUUCAAUCCGUCAGGGACGGCUUCCGUAGAAGCUCUUCGGGUAUAUUUGAUACUGGUAUGGUUCCAUGGAUUUGUAAUGAAUGUGUCCAAAGAUACGGUAACCCGGCUACAUUUACCGUUUGCUGAAUCCAUAUCGAAGCUCCGACCAGCAUUCCGGAAUUCUUUAGAGAAGUGGUGGGUAAAGCUUCCGUUACGACAUUUCAAUCGCUUCGUCACAGUGAUGAUGUCAGCAGUGCGAUGUCUAGUGAAAGACAAGGUGGACCCUCAAGAAUGCCGUGUGUUUCUGGAUAUCUUGGCAUCGCUAAGCGCGAUCAAUAGGGUAAGUUGGAGCUAUGUAACACUGUAA
Cooperia oncophora is the source of this 555-nucleotide messenger RNA. NCBI's taxonomy places the organism in Eukaryota, Metazoa, Nematoda, Chromadorea, Rhabditida, Trichostrongylidae. The record is from the annotation of a GenBank genome assembly.